Messenger RNA from Dunckerocampus dactyliophorus (ringed pipefish), 2146 nucleotides. RefSeq names its product rab5 GDP/GTP exchange factor-like. NCBI's taxonomy places the organism in Eukaryota, Metazoa, Chordata, Actinopteri, Syngnathiformes, Syngnathidae. Gene Ontology annotation, cellular component: cytosol; endocytic vesicle. The record is from RefSeq and is a predicted model, not a curated record. The transcript has 9 exons. Gene Ontology annotation, molecular function: DNA binding; zinc ion binding; guanyl-nucleotide exchange factor activity. Gene Ontology annotation, biological process: vesicle-mediated transport. Bases 234 to 1601 code for a protein of 455 amino acids.
UCUAAUUAUGGAUACUUAAAGUCGCCAUUUCCUUUUCGAUCUUUAUUUAUUUAUUAUUUGGACGUUUAUUGUCGAGGCCGGUUGCUAAGUUUUGUACAUUUUAUUAUUGCUCAAAUGGUUAGCACAGUAUGGAGUUGAGGAAAAGUAACUAAAAAAGAAUAAAAGUGCACCCGGAAGUUAUUAUGGUGCUCGCUCCAUUUGACUGGAAGGAGUGAUUACAUAUACAUGCUACAAUGUGGACAGACAAGCAAAGAGGAAUCCGACUUUCUCAGGAGGAACUUCUGUGCAAGAACUCCUGCGGCUACUAUGGCAACCCCGCAUGGCAAGGCUUCUGCUCCAAGUGCUGGAGGGAGCGAAUGCGUCCCGCCGAAGCCCACAGACAAGGCGCCAGACCGAGCAGUGAUGCAACACCGCCGACCUUCUCCAAAUUUGAGGAGAAGAAAAAUAUGGAGAAGAGCCGUCGUAUCAACACUAUGAGGAGACUCUUCUGGGGCGGCCCGUCCCCUCCUAAGCAAGAGCCUACUGAUAGCCACAUGAGUGUGUUGAAAGCCUUCCAGAACCUCCAACCAGGAGACUUUACUGGCUUCCUGAAGAUACUUCGCAGCCCAUCCUCCCAGCGGCUGCAGUCCAGAUGUACAACCUUCCUCAAUACCAUGGAAGCUUACCAUGAUCUGCCGGUACAGAAGCAGUCAGACCUUGUGCAAGAUUUCUACCAGUCAUAUGCGGAAUAUUUCAGCAGUUUUUCAGAAGCUGAGCUCACACAGACGAUGGAGCACGUGGAGAAGCUCAUCAUGACCCGCUUGCACAAAUGGGUCUUCUGCCACGACAGCUGUGAUGAUGAGCAGAAGGACCUGGCUCUUCAAAGGAGGAUUCGUUCUUUAACCUGGGUCACCCCACAGAUGCUCAGUGUGCCUUAUCCUGAUGCACAGAGUCCAAUCACAGGCGACCCAUUUCUUCCUGCUAUAACAGCCAUUAUAGAGAUGGAUGCUAAGCGGGCGCCUCAGGACAAACUGGUGUGCGUGUCGAAGUGCAGCCAGCACGUCUUCGAGGCGCUCUCCAACUCCAACAGCGAGCCGGCCAACGCUGACGACUUCCUGUCCGCCCUGGUGUACGUGGUGCUCAAGGCCAACCCGCCCCGCCUGCACUCCAACAUGCAAUACGUCAUCCGCUUUGGCCUCCCUCACAGUCUCAUGGCCGGGGAGAGCGGCUACUAUUUCACCAACCUGUCUUGCGCGGUGGCCUUCAUAGAAAAACUGGAUGGACCAGCCCUCAAUCUGAGCCCGGCCGAGUUCGAAGGUUACAUGAGGCACCGACGGGGCCUGGGCGCCGCAGGAAGCGCGAGGCAGCAGGCAGCGGAAGAGACGCAGCACCUGCUGGACGAGCUGACGUGCCGGCAGGAGAAGCUGGACCGCGGCGUGGACGCGCUCAACGUGCAGCUGCAGAAGUGGGUGCAGGCGGUUCAUUCCCAGCUGGACGAGGCCGUCGCCCAGUUCGCCACGGAGCAGAAGGAGCUGACGGAGUCAUCUUUGUCAUCGUUGUCGUCGUCGUCUCUGGAUUCUACGCCAACGGGAGAAGACAAGACAGAAGGUGGUGCUUACUGAUCAAUAUGCGAGGCCGAAUGACUCGGACUGUUAAUCAAAACCUCCCAUCUGGUACGUGAUUUUUUUUUUCUUACACAAAGCCUCAGCACUGAUGUUGGUAGUGUUGCUAAAUGAUUGUCAUGAUGAAGGAUAGCACAAAGCACACGGUGGUGAGGACGGAGCUUAUACACUUUCUAAACAUGAACAUUUUGCACUUGGUUCCUAAUGUGUGACAAUGAAGGCACCUCUCAACACAUUCCAAUGUAAUUACAAGCAAUACUGUAAUAAGCACUCAGGUUGUCCACAACACAAAUAAUCUAACCAAUGUGCCUAUAUAAAAAUGUGAAAUUCAUAGGAAAAAGUGUUGCAGGGUCUGUUUUGACAAACUGGUCUUUUAUCUUUACGAUCCGCGGGAACAUGAAGUAGCUAACCUCUAAUGGACUAACAGUCUGUGCUAGUGUGCAGGUACACAUUAUUUCCACAUUGUUGGCAAAAUCAAAGUGGGGUUGUGUCAUAAUAAAUGAUUGUAUAUUAAACGCGACAUGUGAUUAAAUGUGUUUUUGAGG